Salvelinus sp. IW2-2015 is the source of this 480-nucleotide messenger RNA. RefSeq names its product NADH dehydrogenase [ubiquinone] iron-sulfur protein 4, mitochondrial. The record is from RefSeq and is a predicted model, not a curated record. Gene Ontology annotation, biological process: electron transport chain. NCBI's taxonomy places the organism in Eukaryota, Metazoa, Chordata, Actinopteri, Salmoniformes, Salmonidae.
GUUUGUGGUUCUCACCCUCAGGACAUCUCCACUCUGACCGGGAUUCCCGACGAACACAUAAAGACCCGCAAGGUGCACAUCUUUGUGCCGGCCCGUACGGCCAUGCAGUCCGGAGCCCACGGAACCAAGAAGUGGAAGAUGGACUUCGACACCCGGGAACGCUGGGAAAACCCUCUGAUGGGAUGGGCCUCCACGGGUGACCCCAUGUCCAACAUGAACCUAACGUUCACCUCCAAGGACGACGCUGUCGCGUUCGCAGAGAAAAACGGUUGGAGUUACGACAUCACAGAGAAGAUGGAGAAGAAGCCCAGAGUGAAGUCGUACGGAGCCAACUUCUCCUGGGACAAAAGGACUAGGAGGUCUGCUAAGUAAACUGGACUGUCCUGACUCUGGUCUGAAGACACACACCUGUUGUUGCUUGUACCAUAAUUACUCUCUACUUGAUUAAAUAAUACAUGGAUAUUUAUGUGUUCAAAGGGA